This is a messenger RNA of Heteronotia binoei (common prickly gecko), 1360 nucleotides long. RefSeq lists its product as uncharacterized. The transcript has 2 exons. The record is from RefSeq and is a predicted model, not a curated record. Bases 5 to 1360 code for a protein of 451 amino acids. NCBI's taxonomy places the organism in Eukaryota, Metazoa, Chordata, Lepidosauria, Squamata, Gekkonidae.
AACCAUGGAUGGGGAAAGUGCAUGGUCGGAGACCAGCGGCCAAGCCAAGAUGUCCCCUCUCCUCAGUUUUUACCACUUGUUGCUGGAUGUCAUGCUUUGUGCUCUGAGGAGCAGCUUAGACCUUUGUCUGGUGCUUCUGCGUCACCAACACGAGAGGAGAAAAAGAUCCCGGGGGUGGAUCACCUCUUGCCACAAGGUUCUCCACAGCAAGGUGAGAAGAUGUCCCCGUCACACGGCCAGGUUUCCUCGGAAAGGCUCCGUCAGGUCGCACUGGUACGCCCUUGCCGAAGUGGGUAACCCCCGUCGUUGGUGGGUGUACCCCUGCCGCGAGGACUGGUGGGAGAAGUUUGUUGCAGAGGUCUGGGACGCUGAAAAAUGGAUCGAGAGUUUCCGCAUGACCCGAGGGACGCUGUUCAGCAUCGUGGAAGUCCUCAGGCCGCGGAUUGAGCGCCAGCGCACGGUCAUGAGGGCACCGAUAGCGACGGAAAAGAGGGUUGCCAUCACGGUGUGGUGGCUUGCCAACAGGGAGUGCUACCGCAUUGUGGGCCAGCAGUUUGGCGUUGCCCGGUCUACGGUGGCGGAGAUAGUCUUGGAGGUGUGCUUCGCUUUGGGACUAGACCUGCUUCGCAAGACCGUGUGCCUUGGGGAGGUGGAUAAGAUCAUGGAAGGCUUCCGACACCUGGGCUUCCCGCACUGCAUUGGGGCCCUUGGCGAGACCCUCAUCCCCAUCAGAGCACCAAUUCGACAUGCUGAAGAAUCCAAGCAGUUUUGCUCCAUACUCCUUCAGGGAAUAACGGACCAUACUGGUCGCUUCAUCGAUGUGGAGGUCGGAUGGAGCAACCAGAAUCACGAUGCCCACAUCUUCAGGAACUCUGCCAUCUGUGCAGCUAUGGAUGCUGGGGCUUUUGUGCCCGGGAAUCCAACAAUUGCCAUUGGGGGUGUGCAAGUUCCACCCUUGAUUGUAACCAGCAGGGGCUAUCCGAUGCGGCGCUGGCUUAUGAAGCCCUACAGGGAUCAUGAUGAUAGCCAUCGGUCCCUCUUCGAUGACCGGCUCAGCAAGGCCCAGAGUGUGGUCGAGUGUGCCUUCCGGCGACUCAGGGCCCGCUGGCAGUGCCUGACGGUGCUCCCUGUGGCCGAGGAGAAUGCCACAGCGGUGGUGACAGCCUGCGUGAUCCUGCACAACAUCUGCGAGGAGAGAGGGCACGCUGUCCAAGGAGACCUGUGUGAGCCGCAGGCUGUGCUUUCCCCAGCAAAUGAAGGAACAUAUAAAUGCAUUGAGGAUGACCGCUCUUCUGUGGCUGGGAACACUGUGCGGGAUGCCAUCUCUGCAUUUAUGCAGACACCUCAGACUAGGUCGUGA